Larimichthys crocea (large yellow croaker) is the source of this 10421-nucleotide messenger RNA. RefSeq names its product microtubule associated serine/threonine kinase 2 (gene mast2). The record is from RefSeq and is a predicted model, not a curated record. Gene Ontology annotation, biological process: peptidyl-serine phosphorylation; intracellular signal transduction; cytoskeleton organization. The transcript is spliced from 30 exons. Gene Ontology annotation, cellular component: microtubule cytoskeleton. Gene Ontology annotation, molecular function: ATP binding; protein serine/threonine kinase activity; magnesium ion binding. Bases 1460 to 7126 code for a protein of 1888 amino acids. NCBI's taxonomy places the organism in Eukaryota, Metazoa, Chordata, Actinopteri, Sciaenidae.
AAGAGAGAGCAAAGAAAGCAACAACAGAAGAGACGGAGAGAGGCCACAUCUGUGCUCCUCUGAGAGGGGAGGACAAACAGUAUCUGCACUCGUCCUUCCUCCUUCGUUCCUCCUCUUGUGUCCUCACUCCCAGCUGUGCCGGAUCUCCUCCUUCCUGCAGCCGUUUGGAACAACACCAAAGAUUGCGAGAUGCAGGAGAGGACGCAGAAGAGGACAGCGGAGAUGAGGAGAUGACUAGCGUGUGUGACGGGCUUGCAUGUGGUCUCGACAGUUGUGAGUGUGUGUGUGUGGGAGUCCCUGAGCUCCUGCCGGCUUCAACCAGAUGGAAUCUGGCCCGGCCGGUUGGCAUGGAGAUGGAUGCGAGGUGCCUCCUCGCUCAGUGGACCGCUGCUAGCAAACAAACAAGCUCUUGUUUUCUGUCCACUCUCUGUCGCUGAGGCGGGUCCGGCAGCUUUAAGCGUGUGAUUUUUGUUUUUCGGGAUUCUCUUUCUGUGUUUUUUUUUCUCGUCCCGAACUGAAAAAGUGAUCGAGAGAACGCAGAGCUUCUUUUCUAAACUCUGCCGACUCUGUCUGUCCUGACCGUCGCUCUUGGCGAAAGAAAAGUCGUGAGGGCCAGCACCCUGCGUGUGUUUCUGCACAGAUUUUCGGGUUCUCGUCCGGGACAGCUCAGUUCUAAUUAGGCCAGAGGGUAGCAAGCUGGUGCCUUUCCCAUUUAAUGUUUCGCCUCCCUCUCUCCCUUCUUCAUCCACCCCCUGAGGCCCCAUUGUCAUCAUUAAUUUCUAUUGCGAGUCGUCCAUGAAUAAUGGAGGUAGCGGAGUCUUCUCUGGACUAGUGCCUUAAGGGUGUGAGGCAGACGGGAAGACGAACGGAGGGUUAGAAAACAGAGCCGAGCGCUGGAGUGCUCACUCAGAGGGGUGUGUCCAGCGGCGAACGGAUGAAUGGAAGAGCAGCCGACAGAGGCCGAGCUCAGGAACAACACGUGCUGUGACGACGAAGCAGAGGAGAGGGCCAUCCUCAAUUACAUCCAGACCGCACCUUCCUCAGCCGGGAGUAAACAAAAGAGAUAACGGAAGGGAAACAUCUUCUCUACGGCCUUUUUGAACAUUUGUUGCGAGAUGCCCAAGUGGAAUAUCCCUGAAUCUUUGGGCUUCAAACGUUUGAUUCUCUUUUAAAGUGAACUCACCUGCAGCAUCAAAGAAGAAACAGGACUCGCAGACCUGGAACAUGAGCAGGGACUUGCUUUGAAAAGGAGGCCGUCUCUUAAAUAAAGUAUCGUACUUGGCAGCUCUACAGUCUCUGUUGGCAUGAUCAUUGUUGACAGUUGAUAGACAAAGAAAGGAGGAGCAGGAGACUGUGAUGUAACUUCCUCCAUGUGGACCGGCUUCGUAGAAAGUGCCUGAACUUUGUAGCUUUGUAAAAUAAAAAAAGAAAACCAAAAGACACCUGAACUCACAGAAUCAUGGACGACUCGAGUAUUCUGAGGCGCAGAGGACUUCAGAAGGAGCUGAGCCUUCCCAGGAGAGGCAGCUUCUGUCGGACGAGCAACAGAAAGAGUCUGAUUGUGACGUCCAGCACCUCCCCGACGCUGCCACGACCACACUCACCUCUGCAUGGACACACAGGCACCAGCCCGUUGGACAGCCCUCGCAACUUCUCCCCCAACACAGCUGCACACUUCUCCUUUGUUCCUGCACGCAGUCACGGACACAGGGCUGACAGGACGGAUGGCCGACGCUGGUCUCUGGCCUCGUUGCCUUCCUCUGGUUAUGGCACCAACACUCCCAGCUCCACCGUCUCGUCCUCCUGUUCAUCUCAGGAGAAGCUGCACCAGCUGCCCUUCCAGCCCACGCCGGACGAGCUGCACUUCCUCACCAAACACUUCAGCUCCGAGAGCAUCACGGACGAGGACGGACGCCACUCCCCCGCCAUGAGACCGCGCUCCCGCAGCCUCAGUCCCGGCCGCUCGCCGAUCUCCUUCGACCACGAGAUCGUCAUGAUGAACCACGUGUACAAAGAGCGGUUCCCCAAGGCGACGGCUCAAAUGGAGGAGCGUCUGGCUGAGCUGCUCUCCUCCUCAGCCCCGGAUAAGGUCUGCCCGCUGGCCGACGGGGUCCUCAGCUUCAUCCACCAUCAGCUGAUAGAGCUGUCCAGAGACUGCCUGGAGAAAAGCAGGGAGGGCCUCAUCACCUCCCGCUACUUCUACGAGCUCCAGGAGAGCCUGGAGAAGCUGCUGCAAGAUGCUCACGAGCGCUCGGAGAGCGUCGAGGUAACCUUCGUCACGCAACUGGUCAAGAAGCUGAUGAUCAUCAUCGCCCGGCCGGCGCGGCUUCUGGAGUGUCUGGAGUUUGAUCCUGAGGAGUUCUACCACUUGUUGGAAGCAGCAGAGGGCCAUGCCAAGGAGGGUCAGGGCAUCAAGUCCGACAUCCCCCGAUACAUCAUCAGCCAGCUGGGCCUCACCAGGGACCCCCUGGAGGAAAUGGCCCAGCUGAGCAGUUAUGACAGCGGGAACCCAGAAACCCCGGAGACUGAUGACUCCGUGGAUAGUCGAGGUACGACCGUCCCUGCAGCUCCACCGCAGACUAAAACCAAAACACCUCGAGAGGAAGACUUCGAGAACAUCAAGCUCAUCAGUAACGGAGCCUACGGCGCCGUGUUUCUGGUGCGUCACAAAGAGACCCGGCAGCGUUUCGCCAUGAAGAAGAUCAACAAGCAGAACCUGAUCCUGAGGAAUCAGAUCCAACAGGCCUUCGUGGAGCGAGACAUCCUGACGUUUGCAGAGAACCCGUUCGUCGUCUCCAUGUUCUGUUCUUUCGAGACCAGGAGACACCUCUGCAUGGUGAUGGAGUACGUGGAGGGUGGAGACUGCGCCACGCUGCUGAAGAAUAUCGGAGCUCUGCCGGUCGACAUGGCUCGUAUGUACUUUGCAGAGACCGUCCUCGCGUUAGAGUAUCUGCACAACUACGGCAUCGUGCACAGAGACCUGAAACCUGACAAUCUUCUCAUCACGUCCAUGGGACACAUUAAGCUGACAGACUUCGGCCUCUCAAAGAUUGGUUUGAUGAGUCUGACCACAAACUUGUAUGAAGGACACAUCGAGAAAGACACGAGAGAGUUCCUCGACAAACAGGUGUGCGGCACUCCGGAGUACAUCGCCCCCGAGGUGAUUCUGCGUCAGGGCUACGGGAAGCCGGUGGACUGGUGGGCGAUGGGAGUCAUCCUGUAUGAGUUCUUGGUGGGCUGCGCCCCGUUCUUCGGAGACACACCGGAGGAACUGUUCGGUCAGGUGAUCAGUGAUGAGAUCAUGUGGCCGGAGGAGGAUGAAGCUCUGCCCCAGGAGGCUCAAGACCUGAUCUCCAAACUGCUGAGACAAAAUCCUCUGGAGAGACUGGGCACAGGAAGUGCCUUUGAGGUGAAGCAGCACUCGUUCUUCACAGAGCUGGACUGGAACAGCCUGCUGAGGCAGAAGGCCGAGUUCAUUCCCCAACUGGAGUCUGAAGACGACACCAGCUACUUUGACACUCGCUCUGACCGGUACCACCACAUAGACUCAGAAGAAGAAGACGACACCAAUGACGAAGAACACGUGGAGAUCCGACAGUUCUCCUCCUGCUCGCCUCGUUUCAGCAAGGUGUACAGCAGCAUGGAGCGUCUGUCUCUGCACGAGGAGAAGAGGACUCCUCCACCCACCAAACGCAGCCUCAGUGAGGAGGGAGGAGAUCGAAUCGACAGCCUGAGCGGGCUCAAGUCCAGAGAUCGGUCCUGGCUCGUGGGAUCUCCAGAGAUCCUGCGGAAGCGUCUUUCUGUGUCCGAGUCAUCUCACACGGAGAGCGACUCCAGUCCACCGCUGACGGUCCGGAGGCGCUGCUGUUCAGCCAUCAUCGAGAUGCCUCGCUUUGCCAUCUCCUCGGAGGAAGAGGGAGGUCAAGGUGCGGCAGGAAGUCGUAAGAGUCCCAGCCUGUUGGGUCCGAGUGCGGUGAGGGGUCCACGGAGUGACGAGCUGCCUCUCGCCAUCCCAGAGCUCCCAGUGGAGAGAGAGCUGAAGCUUGACGAGUCUCCCACCACACCGAGCUCCACCUCCAGCCAGCUGAGCAGGGCGACGCUGACACCCGGUAGUUCAGGUGACGUGUCCGACCGUGGGUCCAGAGGUAACGGCAGUAACGGCGGCGCCAGCGGAGCGGCUAAAGUCGCGGCAGACAGCGACUCUCCAUUGACUCCGAGAGCCAUCAGCGACCUGGCGGCUCGCAGGGCUCGCCAUCGGCUGCUGUCCGGAGACACAGACAAACACGCGGCGACGCCGAGCUCCAGGCCGCUCAACAAGGUCAUCAAGUCUGCGUCCGCCACCACGCUGUCGCUGAUGAUCCCUGCAGACCACCACGGAGCGUCUCCAUUGGCCAGCCCGAUGUCGCCUCACUCACUCUCGUCCAAUCCAUCGUCACGGGACUCCUCCCCGAGCCGCGACCUGUCCCCGGCCGUGAGCAACGUCAAGCCCGCCAUCGUGAUCCACCGAGCGGGCAAGAAGUACGGCUUCACCCUGAGGGCCAUCCGAGUGUACAUGGGAGACUCUGACAUCUACACUGUGCACCACAUGGUGUGGCACGUGGAGGAGGGCGGUCCGGCCCACGAGGCGGGGCUCAGAGAGGGAGACCUGAUCACCCACGUCAACGGAGAGCCGGUUCACGGGCUGGUUCACACAGAGGUGGUGGAGCUGAUCCUGAAGAGCGGUGCCAAAGUUUCCAUCUCUGCCACGCCGUUUGAAAACACGUCCAUCAAAGUCGGCCCCGCCCGAAAGACGGGUCACAAAUCCAAGAUGGCGAGACGCAACAAGAAGACCAAGACCAAGGAGGGACAGGACAGUAAGAAGAGGACGUCUCUGUUCAGGAAGAUCACCAAGCAGGCGUCUCUCCUCCACACCAGCCGCAGUCUGUCCUCCCUGAACCGCUCCCUGUCUUCAGGCGAGAGCGGCCCCGGGUCACCCACGCACAACCUGUCACCGCGGAGCCCGACGCAGGGCUACAGGUCCACGCCGGACUCCACCCACUCAGUUGGUGGAAACUCGUCUCAGAGCAGCUCUCCCAGCUCCAGCGUCCCAAACUCCCCAGCGAGCUCCGGCCACAUCCGGCCCAGUUCCCUGCACGGCCUCGCCCCGAAGCUCCAGCGCCAGUACCGCUCGCCCCGACGCAAAUCUGCCGGCAACAUCCCCCUCUCCCCUCUGGCUCGCACACCCUCGCCCACACCUCAGAGCAGCUCGCCUCAGCGCUCGCCCUCCCCGCUGCCCAGCCACGCUCUGGGACACGCCGCGGUGGGUCAGUCGUUCCCGGUGAAGCUCCACUCCUCCCCUCCUCUGGUGAGGCAGAUAUCCCGGCCUAAGAGCGCCGAGCCUCCGCGCUCUCCGCUCCUCAAGAGGGUGCAGUCGGCCGAGAAACUGGCCUCCUCCCUCUCUAGCUCCCCCUCGUCUCCCGCCGGGGUGGCUGCGGUGGGGGAGAAGAAGCUGGCGGUGGGAGCGUCUGUGGGGAGCCGCAAACACAGCCUGGACAUCUCACACUCCGAGUUUAAGAAGGAGAUUCUGCAGAGAGAGCCGAGUCUACAGAGUCUGCAGGAGUCGGCCAGCGAGGGUCUGCUGUCCUCAGCGGGCCGCGGCGUGGAGAAGGGCAGCCUGCAGAAACACUCCUCCUCAUCCAGGAAGUUGGGGCGUCAGGAAGGGGACGGCGGCCUUGGCGCCGUGUCCGGCUCGCUGGGCCUGGCCCCCGGGAAGAGCAAGCUGAAGGACAAACUGUCCGCCAUCCGUCAGGACCGGGCCGAGCGGAGGGAAUCGCUGCAGAAACAAGACGCCAUCCACGAGGUCGAUUCGUCCGAGGACGAGACGGACGAGGGCUCAGAGGACAGCCAGGACGGACGCAGGGGGCCGACCUUCACCCCUCCUCCCCUGCUGAGGCCCACCACUGUGAGAACGGGCCCCGGAGGCACCCUGCCGUCCCUCUGCCUCUCCCCCUGCACCCCUCAUGCCACGUUCUCCCACACGGGACCCUCGCAGGCUGGCCGGCCCGCUCCCUCGCACACCCUCGCCUCCGUCACAGAGGCGAAGCCCGGACAGAGCGCCUCUGCUCAGGGAGUAAAAGACGCAAGGUCGUCCUCCGCCGCAGAAGACAGCACAAGACAAGACAGGAAGAUUCUGGGGCCGAGCAGUACCACCAAACCCACUCAGGGCCCCCUUCCCUUCUCCACCCCAGGCAGUGCAUUCAUCUCAGUCAGCAAGGACACUUUCCUCAAGCCGAGUCCGCCACAAGACUCAAAGACUCUCAGGGGGAAGACCGCACCAUCAGAGCCCAGGGCAGAGGUCCGAACCCUGGACAUCCCUAAAACCACAGUCCCUUCAACCACGAUCACUACCACAGAGUCCAGAACCACAACCACUACCACAGACUGCCGAACCUCUGACAGCCCAGAGACGCCCCGCUCCUCCUGCUCCUCUCCCGGCAUCCCCAAGGAGAAGAAGGAGGCCGACAACCGGAGACUUUGUGCUGCAGCUGCUGCCGCCGGGUCGUCAUCCUCCACCUCUGGAUCGAGCUCCAGCUCCACCUCCCCAGUUCCGUCUCUUGAGAGUGGCAUGGACAAAGUCGUGUCCCAGCUUGCAACAGUUGCUAAAAGUGUCCUUGGCCCAGUCAAGCUUGGCACCUCUGUAGACAAGAGCCAGAAGGACCAGAAGCCAUCCAGAGGUGGCACCCCAGAGGUCCCAACACCUGACCCCCUUUCAUUUGCUUCUAAACAGCUCCCGACCCCUCCGUCACCUCACCUGAUGGAGUCCACCACCCGACAGAAAACUGUUGCUUCGGCCAAACCCUCGACGCAGAAAGACUGUGCAGCUCUGCCGCCACCGCCAUCCUGCAAAGACGUCCCAGAAAGAUCCACGUCAGGGUCCGCUGCCACGUCUGCACCUGCACACCGACCCGGUCCAUCUACCGCUCAGCCUGCCCUCAACACGACCGCCAGCUCCUCUGCAACAUCUGAGCCACAACGCAAGAGGUCCGGACCCCAGACGACAACUGCCGCCGCCGCCUCCACCACCGCCAGCACCAACGCCGUGUCCGCCUCCUCGCAACAAGACAAAACAACCAGCAAGAAGACGUAGCAGCAGAAACAAACUGAUCACACCACUCAGUGCUGGCUUUGGGUUUCACUCACAAACUGCAUGUUAGUAACUUCGCACUAAUCAGAGAGUUUUGACAGAGCGGUCAGAGCGAGACAGAUGUUUCAUUCCAGCUGUUCUGAGCUGCUCAUGUUCUUGUGAGUUCUUUUAGUGUCCCGACUCUUCGGUUCCGCUUUCUUUCUCUUCGGGGCUGAAAAUAAAGAGCUCGGCGGUCCGGACCUUUUUAAAAACACGCGUCUCGCUCGAGAACUUCUCGUGCCGCCUCAUCACUUCACCUCGACGUUUGGUGGCAGAGUCUACAGGCGCAUUCCUCCAGCAGAUUUAGGACGCGCCUUCGCCAACAGCGUCGCCACCCGUGACCGGAGAAAGAAAGUACCUCAGCAGGAAAGUGCAGCGGCGUCUGUUUAGCAGCCUGUUUAAAUGCAUUACGUGUUCGUAAUGGGGCUGAAUCUGCACCGUCAACGUGCGCUCAGCAGCCAGAUAACCGGGCCAAAUUAAAUUCUGCUCUCGCUGAAGUCCCUGGUGAUCCGACACUGCAGGUCUGCAGGACGGGUGGAUGUUUUCCCCCGAGCGCCGACUCCAGGCACGACUCAGCGGUUUAAAGAGAUUCCCGGGAAUGUCGGAGCCGGAUUAGAUUAGUUUGUGCUGAUUUACAGAGUCUGCACUCUGUUCACACGCCUGCACCGACAUCAACUCCUCAGUUUAUGGAACCUUCCAAAGUUUCAGGCAAACUAUCAGGAGAGAUGUAACUCACGAUGUGAGCGGAGAUACUUUAUGGUCAGACUGAUUCAGACGCUCUUUAUCCCAAACUCACAUUUGAAGACGUACCCGACGUUAUCGGCUUCAUCUCAAUCCAAACUGAGCGCGCUCAGACCGACUGUCGGACCGCCGGCUCUUUAUUCGCAGCCCCACGCUCGGCCUCUCGUUUUAUUUUUGGUAUCUGGACCAACGUGCUGUGUUUGUUUGUUUCAUCUAAUCCUGUAAAGUUAUCACACUUUACUUUGUGUGUGUGUGUGUGUGUGUGUGUGUGUGUGUGUGUGUGAGGGAGAGAGUGUGUGUUUAUCUGUGCAUGGUUAUCUGUGUGUAUAUAUAAGAAUAUUUAAAGUUCUGUUGUGCAUCAGUUUUAUACCCAGUGUGUGUGUGUGUGUGUGUGUGUGUGUGUGUGUGUGUGUGUGUGUGUGUCACUAAGAGGAGAAGCCGGCCGAGACGUUCGACCUCUGACCUCUUCAGUCAGCCUGACGUUUGUUUGGUUUUCUGGACGUUCUCGUCACGUCUCUGAUUCCUACUGUACUCUCUGUUUUAAACGUUUUCUUUUGGUUUGUUUCACGUUUUUUUUAGCGUCACAUUUCAGAUUUGACUUACAUGAGCGCACGGCGUGUGUGUGUGUGUGUGCGCGUGUGUGUGUGUGUGUGUGUGUGUGUGUGUGUGUGUGUGUGUGUGAGGUCCUGUCGUGACUUUAAGGUGAACUAAACCUCCUUCAGUGUUCGUGUCUUCACUGAUCUCAGUUUAAAGGACACUGACGCUGACUGUGGCAAUCUGUGUUAUGUUUACAUGUCUCUUUGUUUCUUUGCCGAUGGAACUGGUCGCCUGCAGCAGUCAGACCUCCUCUCGUGUUCAGGCGACUCCUCGUCACGAUGUGCUGCGUGUUCGUGUUUUAGCUGAUGAAGACACGUACGCCAGAAUCAUUUCCGCUCUCGUGUGCAGACGUGUUGAAAAGUUUCUGUGGGACGGAGUUUAAAGCUGCUUCUGUCUGCGGCUGCGUCGGACUUGAACAGAUUUAGUUUAGUCGAUUAAGUGACCACAUUGGAUGUUUAGCAUACACACAGCGCGGCGUCACCGGGAAAAUGACAGCUCAGAGACAGAAGAGGUAAAUAAAGAAACAUCCUGAGCUGAUCAGUCUGAUCUGAGCGAGCACGGACAGAGUCAUGAGCAAGUUUCAGAAGUUCUCUGACGGUCUCUGACGGAUCGCGUGUCUGUCCUGGAUUCACUAAAAUGUUCUCAGACCUGAAACUGAGUCAACAAAAGAGAUUCAAGAGAUUUCAAACUCACAGAAUCAGGAUUUCAUACCAAAGAUCUAGAAACUCAAAUAUUGUCUGAAGUCGAUCAAACAUCUGGAUCCAAACAUUUGGAUCAGUCCGUCUCCGAUCUGAUUAAAGAUUCGUGACAGACGAGUUCAUUAAAUCCUGAAAUUUAAAGUUUGGAUCUUUAGUCUCGUUCAGCUCUGAUCCAUCUGCUCGUCGUCCCGUUAGUGCUACAGCUGCCUCACACACACACACACACACACACACACACACACACAUAGAUCAAUACAAGUGCCAUCGAAUCUAACGGUGCCACUUUCUAAUGUGUGUGUGAGAGUGUGUGUAUAAACACACACUCUCACACACACACCUUCUCCCCAGUGUAAAAAUGAUGGUCCAGCCAUCUGCUGGAGAGUGAAGCGAGUGUCAGCUUCCCUGGUGGAGUCAUUAAUCUCAGACCACACACACACACACACACACACACACACACACACACACACACACACACACACACACAGGGUCAGCUCGGCCAACACAAACACACCCGGCUCCCUCAGGCUCCUCCGUCCCGUCCCGGUCCGCUCGCUCAGUCGGGUCAGCAGUUCUUCUGUGUUGGCAGUUUGUUCGCCCUCCAGCCUGUGUUUACCCAUCAUGCACCACUUCUGCUGCUGCUCUGUGGCCGAGGCACGCACACACACACACACACACACACACACAUACACACACACACACACACACCGCUCAUUAGGAACUGUAAUCAGUCUGAAAGUCGGGGUGUGAGGCGACACAGCGCUCGCUGAUUCUUCUCACGUGUUCGACGUCCUUCGUGUUGAAGCCAGGUAACGUCAGGACACGUUUCUGUCCUCGCCUGGUUUCAGAUCUCGAGUUUUGUCCCCGCCGAGCUCCCGUACGCCUCUGACUCUGAGCUCUGUCCGUGAGGCACAUAGACGAUCCACACACGUGACUUUGGGUAUGACGAGGUCCGCGGCGAAGCCUUAUGACCACUAACGAACACGUCACGUGAGGCUGAACGUUCUGGCGUGCUGCUCGUUCGGGCCCUCCAGACGGGGGCGCUGUUUGUCUUUAAAGAGUGACGAAGAGGAGGAGGAGGAAGGUUGAGCUGCUCGAGGAAGAUGUUAGAGAGAAAUCAAACAUUGCUAGAGUAAAACCAGUGCAAUAUCUUUUUAUUUUUUAUCGUGGUAAAGCAUGUUGUUGUCGAUCUUACCUUACAACAAUAAUAAAGUUUUUUUUAUGAA